GUGGAAUCAGACCAUAUCCAACAUGGGCAGGGUUAGAGACAUAGUGAAAUUCAUGUUGUGCAUCGCUCUUUUGACAAUACCAGGCAUAAUCGUCUAUCCCGGCAGAGUGUGCUUGGUAAAAGCCAUGAUAAACUUGCUUAUCAAUGGUCCAAUCAAGAACAUAUUAGAAAAUGCUAAGAAAAUACCAAAUGGUAUAUCUUGCCAAGUUGAGAAAAUCAAGGAAGUCAAGAUGGACAAUCAAACUGCAAUACUAGAUGAAUACAGGAAGGAGGCAAUGAAAAGGAUGAUCUCUCUGCCUAUUGAGAUGUUAGAGACAGUUGCUGAUGUUCCGAAACAAGCAAUUGAAAAUGUGUUCAGUCAGUUGAAUUUUGUCAAAAUUAACAUCAGUGACAUAAAGAUAAAUACAACUAUUACUUUACACAAUGUGACAUUUGACUUGAAUGAUGUUCAGGGCUACACAAAUGGUGUUAAUGUGUUUGAUAACAUUGAAAGGCCAAAUAUUAUGGGAAUUGAUACUCUUGUUACUAUCAUUGGUAAAAUGAGUGCUAUAUUUGAGAACCAAAUGGAAUUAAGGGAUGCUAUUCAACAAAUUCUCCCAAAUAUGCUCAAUUGUGUCUUGUAUGUAUUGCUCGGUCUAGUUAUCCUCCAUGCAGGGUUUUAUUUCUGUUACUACCUGCUACAAAGCGAUUAUCACAAUACGAUACUGCAUAGGAUAGGACGCUGUGUUUUGGUGCAGGAAUGUUUAAUGACUUUUAAGGGGUUGCUCAUCAUUCUGGUACUCAUGGUGGGAGUUAUGCAGCUAUUAGACAAGCUGGAUUCACUCUUUUACCAAGCACUGGAGACAAUACGUCAAGAAUCCAACAUAACAAUAUCAAUCGAUGUUGGUAGUGGAUUGAAUGUGGUCCUCAAUGAUACAAAUCCACACAUCAGCAAGUUGUUACAUCAACAGGUGCCAAUGUUGUUCACCAACGAUUCAUUCAAUUACAAAUUGGAGAUUAAUACUGAAAGUUGUUUAUCUGAUCCUUCGCCUCCAUUCCAUGAGAAAAUUGCUGAUCGUGUAGGUUUAAUAACCAUAACCAGUGUUAUUGCAAUUUUGACAAUUCUACAACUGUUUGUUGGAAAAAUUCAGCAUGCUAUAGCAGAAUAUUUUUACCCCAAAAAGGAGGACCAUGCGAAGAUUACAAAAAAACUCAAAGGGGCAUGUUUGGAACGAGUAAUGAAUAAGAUUGGAAUGUUAAUUGAAGACAAUGAUGGAGCAGCAGAACAGUCUAUCGAGGGUGAAGUCCAUGAAAGUAGCCCACUGGAAACAUUUCAUUGAUAUUGGUUCAAUAGUUCUUAUAUGUGGUUGACUUGAGCACUGACUUUUGAUGUAAAGUCAUAAUAGAGGUGUCAACUAACGAAAAUAUUACAGAAUGGUCAGUUUGAAACUGUUAGCUUUGGGUCAGCUUCCAUGCAGGGUUUGAAAACAUGAGUGCAAUAAUCUUAGUAUUGGCAUUCAGUGCAUUGCCGUGUAAAUAACCAGUCAGGCAGCUUUAGCUUUUUAACCCUGUUUCUAUAACACUUCAUAGUCAUAACUGUACCAUUAAUAUUGUAUUACAAUACCAUUGUACCAUUCAUUAUAUCUCUAUGUAGAGAGGUGUUCCUUACAGUAAGGUGUUCCCUCUGACAUGUUUUAAUGUACAUUAUUUUCAAAGAAGAUUGAAUGUAAAAUAAUGACUCAGAGAUUGAGAUUGUGUUUCAUAGUACACCAUUAAGGGAAUUGAUUAUACAAUAUCCUUACUAUACACACCAAUUAUUCAUAUGUAAACAAAGGAAAAAGCAUUAGCAAUCAAAACUUCCUUUGUAAACAUUCAGAAAAACAUGAAAACGUGCAACUUGUCAACAAUGGGUAUUUUAGUCACAAACUGAUCAAGUCAGUGCCCGUAAUAAACAAACAAUUUCAUCCUUGAAACAAUUGAUCUGAGGCCAUAAUGUUAGCAUGUAGUGCACUACAGGGUAUCCAACUCCAAACUUGCUGUAAAAAACAAUGUCAAUAAGAUGAUCAUCAUUUUACUGAAAUGCUUUAUCAGGUUUUGAGGGACUUUUCAACUUUUUCAUGUUGAAUUUCUGAUUUCCA
Molecule: messenger RNA, 2116 nt
Organism: Owenia fusiformis
Lineage: Eukaryota; Metazoa; Annelida; Polychaeta; Sabellida; Oweniidae
Source: the annotation of a GenBank genome assembly